This is a messenger RNA of Knipowitschia caucasica, 4737 nucleotides long. Lineage: Eukaryota; Metazoa; Chordata; Actinopteri; Gobiiformes; Gobiidae. The record is from the annotation of a GenBank genome assembly.
AUGAAAGAAGAGAUCGCCGCCGCCGUGUUCUUUGUGGCGCGACUCGUGAAAAGAUACGGAGCCGUGGACCACGAGGCCCGGGACCGGUUCGCCGCAGCUCUCACCUCCGUGAUGUUCGAGAGCUACAAAAACCACUGGCACGUGAACGCACCCAGCAAAGGACAAGCCUACAGGUCAGUGAACGCACCAUCAGAGGACAGAGGACAGGUCAGUGAAGGCACCAUCAGAGCACAGGUCAGUGAAGGCACCAUCAGAGGACAGGGACAGGUCAGUGAAGGCACCAUCAGAGGACAGGUCAGUGAAGGCACCAUCAGAGGACAGGUCAGUGAAGGCACCAUCAGAGGACAGGGACAGGUCAGUGAAGGCACCAUCAGAGGACAGGGACAGGUCAGUGAAGGCACCAUCAGAGGACAGGGACAGGUCAGUGAAGGCACCAUCAGAGGACAGGGACAGGUCAGUGAAGGCACCAUCAGAGGACAGGGACAGGUCAGUGAAGGCACCAUCAGAGGACAGGGACAGGUCAGUGAAGGCACCAUCAGAGGACAGGGACAGGUCAGUGAAGGCACCAUCAGAGGACAGGGACAGGUCAGUGAAGGCACCAUCAGAGGACAGGGACAGGUCAGUGAAGGCACCAUCAGAGGACAGGUCAGUGAAGGCACCAUCAGAGGACAGGUCAGUGAAGGCACCAUCAGAGGACAGGUCAGUGAAGGCACCAUCAGAGGACAGGUCAGUGAAGGCACCAUCAGAGGACAGGUCAGUGAAGGCACCAUCAGAGGACAGGUCAGUGAAGGCACCAUCAGAGGACAGGUCAGUGAAGGCACCAUCAGAGGACAGGUCAGUGAAGGCACCAUCAGAGGACAGGUCAGUGAAGGCACCAUCAGAGGACAGGUCAGUGAAGGCACCAUCAGAGGACAGGUCAGUGAAGGCACCAUCAGAGGACAGGUCAGUGAAGGCACCAUCAGAGGACAGGUCAGUGAAGGCACCAUCAGAGGACAGGUCAGUGAAGGCACCAUCAGAGGACAGGUCAGUGAAGGCACCAUCAGAGGACAGGUCAGUGAAUGCACCAUCAGAGGACAGGUCAGUGAAGGCACCAUCAGAGGACAGGUCAGUGAAGGCACCAUCAGAGGACAGGUCAGUGAAGGCACCAUCAGAGGACAGGGCAGUGAAGGCACCAUCAGAGGACAGGGCAGUGAAGGCACCAUCAGAGGACAGGGCAGUGAAUGCACCAUCAGAGGACAGGUCAGUGAAGGCACCAUCAGAGGACAGGUCAGUGAAGGCACCAUCAGAGGACAGGUCAGUGAAGGCACCAUCAGAGGACAGGGCAGUGAAGGCACCAUCAGAGGACAGGGCAGUGAAGGCACCAUCAGAGGACAGGGCAGUGAAUGCACCAUCAGAGGACAGGGCAGUGAAUGCACCAUCAGAGGACAGGGCAGUGAAUGCACCAUCAGAGGACAGGGCAGUGAAGGCACCAUCAGAGGACAGGGCAGUGAAUGCACCAUCAGAGGACAGGGCAGUGAAUGCACCAUCAGAGGACAGGGCAGUGAAUGCACCAUCAGAGGACAGGGCAGUGAAUGCACCAUCAGAGGACAGGGCAGUGAAUGCACCAUCAGAGGACAGGGCAGUGAAUGCACCAUCAGAGGACAGGGCAGUGAAUGCACCAUCAGAGGACAGGGCAGUGAAUGCACCAUCAGAGGACAGGGCAGUGAAUGCACCAUCAGAGGACAGGGCAGUGAAUGCACCAUCAGAGGACAGGGCAGUGAAUGCACCAUCAGAGGACAGGGCAGUGAAUGCACCAUCAGAGGACAGGGCAGUGAAUGCACCAUCAGAGGACAGUGGCAAGGACAGGGCAGUGAAUGCACCAUCAGAGGACAGGGCAGUGAAUGCACCAUCAGAGGACAGGGCAGUGAAUGCACCAUCAGAGGACAGGGCAGUGAAUGCACCAUCAGAGGACAGGGCAGUGAAUGCACCAUCAGAGGACAGGGCAGUGAAUGCACCAUCAGAGGACAGGGCAGUGAAUGCACCAUCAGAGGACAGGGCAGUGAAUGCACCAUCAGAGGACAGGGCAGUGAAUGCACCAUCAGAGGACAGGGCAGUGAAUGCACCAUCAGAGGACAGGGCAGUGAAUGCACCAUCAGAGGACAGGGCAGUGAAUGCACCAUCAGAGGACAGGGCAGUGAAUGCACCAUCAGAGGACAGGGCAGUGAAUGCACCAUCAGAGGACAGGGCAGUGAAUGCACCAUCAGAGGACAGGGCAGUGAAUGCACCAUCAGAGGACAGGGCAGUGAAUGCACCAUCAGAGGACAGGGCAGUGAAUGCACCAUCAGAGGACAGGGCAGUGAAUGCACCAUCAGAGGACAGGGCAGUGAAUGCACCAUCAGAGGACAGGGCAGUGAAUGCACCAUCAGAGGACAGGGCAGUGAAUGCAUGCACCAUCAGAGGACAGGGCAAGGACAGGGCAGUGAAUGCACCAUCAGAGGACAGGGCAGUGAAUGCACCAUCAGAGGACAGGGCAGUGAAUGCACCAUCAGAGGACAGGGCAGUGAAUGCACCAUCAGAGGACAGGGCAGUGAAUGCACCAUCAGAGGACAGGGCAGUGAAUGCACCAUCAGAGGACAGGGCAGUGAAUGCACCAUCAGAGGACAGGGCAGUGAAUGCACCAUCAGAGGACAGGGCAGUGAAUGCACCAUCAGAGGACAGGGCAGUGAAUGCACCAUCAGAGGACAGGGCAGUGAAUGCACCAUCAGAGGACAGGGCAGUGAAUGCACCAUCAGAGGACAGGGCAGUGAAUGCACCAUCAGAGGACAGGGCAGUGAAUGCACCAUCAGAGGACAGGGCAGUGAAUGCACCAUCAGAGGACAGUGGCAGAGAGGACAGGGCAGUGAAUGCACCAUCAGAGGACAGGGCAGUGAAUGCACCAUCAGAGGACAGGGCAGUGAAUGCACCAUCAGAGGACAGGGCAGUGAAUGCACCAUCAGAGGACAGGGCAGUGAAUGCACCAUCAGAGGACAGGGCAGUGAAUGCACCAUCAGAGGACAGGGCAGUGAAUGCACCAUCAGAGGACAGGGCAGUGAAUGCACCAUCAGAGGACAGGGCAGUGAAUGCACCAUCAGAGGACAGGGCAGUGAAUGCACCAUCAGAGGACAGGGCAGUGAACGCACCAUCAGAGGACAGGGCAGUGAACGCACCACGACCAUCCAAGAAGUUGUUUCAGGCUGCGUUCGAUUUCACACAUGCCUCGAGUGUUUGCGUGUGAACAGGGCCCGGCUGCAGGAGCCCAUCCUGCAGAGAGCCUGUGAGCGGAGCCUGGUCCAGUACGAAGACCUGGGACUCCCUCUGGAACUCACUCUGUGGGUGGACCCUGGAGAGGUGUCCUGCAGAUACGGAGAGCACAGCGCCCCCUUCUGUGUGUCUGUGGUAAACGGCGGGCGACGUGCCGACGGUGAUUUCUCGCGGCGCAUUCACGACGCGGUGGAACGGGCGAGUUUGGAGAUCCAGUCUGGGAGCUCGGACGAGGAGGACGCCGCCGAGCUGAGUCUGAGCAGCAGCAGCAGUAACCAGUCCUCUGUCUGUCCCACCCCCAACCCCCCCGAGACCGAGACCAAGACCAUCCCCACCGUCAGCAACCCCAACAGCGUGUACCGGUUCAGCGAGUUUGCCCCUGGAGCCCCGCAGACCUGGCUCACGUACCCGAAGAGGAAGCCCUUCUCUGGGGACGCCUUCCCGCCGCUGCCCCCUCCUUCUGCUCCAGCGCCACAGUUCCCCGUCCAGAAAACCCUCAAGUCGUACCGAGCCUCGUUCACGUUCACCGGGCCCAGAGUCGACAAGAAGUCCCCGACAGCCAAUCAGCGCCGCCGUUGCUGUGACGUGGCUGCAGAUUGUCCUCCUUUCCGGUCGCACAUAUCUUGCCACGAGUUAGCGGCGGUUUCGGAGCGUGUCCAUUUUGAGCAGCGAUCCGACGUUUCUCCACAUUUCAAUUCAUACGUCUUCUUUUGGAGCCGACGCGACAAAAUGGCCGAUUCUGAGACUCUGUUGAUGGAGACGUCGGAUCAGAACGGCGCCGAGGACGAGAACGGAGCCGAGGCCAUGGCGGAAGACAACGACGACGGGAACAAGAUCGACGCCAGCAAAACGGAGGAGGACGCAGGUGUGUCGUGUGUUGGCAGUAAAAUGUUCGUGGGCGGCCUGAGCUGGGACACCAGUAAGAAGGACCUGAAGGACUAUUUCUCCAAGUUUGGGGAAGUGACGGACUGCACCAUCAAAGGAGAACCCAGCUCCGGACGGUCCCGCGGCUUCGGCUUCGUCCUGUUCAAAGACCCGGCCAGCGUGGAGAAGGUGCUGGAGGUGAAGGAGCACAAACUCGACGGGCGCCAGAUUGACCCCAAACGAGCCAUCGCUAUAAAGAAAGAAGGCUCCAAGAAGAUCUUUGUGGGAGGAAUGAAGCCGGAGACGUCGGAAGAGAAAAUCAGGGAAUACUUCGAAGCUUACGGAGAGCUGGACUCCAUAGAACUCCCGAUGGACACAAAGUCACAGAAACGCAGAGGAUUCAUCUUCGUCUCGUUUAAAGAAGAGUCCUGCGUCAAGAAGGUUCUGGAGAAGAAGUUUCACACCAUCGAGAGCAGCACGGUGAGUCCCAGCCGCGGUUAUUUAAGAGGCGGGGAUUCUGGAUCUGCUCCGGAGCGCUCCAGAACUACAGGGUCGAUGCUAAUGUGCUGUCGGUUAAUACGAUUUAAAGAGUAG